AUGGACCUAAGCGCUGACUUGGUGUUCCGGAAACUGCAGCACUUAAGACUUGACACUUCUGGCCCGGAUAUGGUUCAUCCUGCCAUACUGAGGGAGGCAGCCUCAAUCCUGGCAACGCCGCUUAGCGUGAUGUUUUCACACUCGCUUAGCCGAGGCAAAUUACCGGAAAAUUGGAAGUUGGCUCACAUCACACCGAUUUUCAAAGGUGGUCGACGCAAUCAACCUUCAAGUUAUCGGCCGGUGGCUCUUCUGUCAUUACCUUCAAAACUCAUGGAGUCCCUGAUAUGCGACGGUUUAAACGACUAUCUACUGUCCUUAAAUUUCUUCUCACCCCAACAGCAUGGUUUCAGGAAGGGUUACUCUUGUAUAACCAACCUGCUGACUGCGGUGGACAGAUGGACAAGUAUCCUCGAUUGCAAGGGAAAGGUUGAUAUCAUCUACCAAGAUUUCUCAAAAGCUUUUGAUAAGGUUAACCACUUGUGUCUUAUCAAUAAGCUCAAACGACUAGGUAUCAAACCACCUCUAAUCGAUUGGCUUACUUCAUACCUAAAAAAUCGACACUUUAAGGUUAGGGUUAAUUUCACUUUAUCUCAGGCUAUGGAAUGUCCUAGUGGGGUCCCCAAGGGCUCAGUACCAGAGCCUCUUCUCUUCUUGAUCUACAUAAAUGAUCUUCCUCAACAGGUAACGUCAGACAUAUUACUUUUGCCGACGACGUGA
Messenger RNA from Schistosoma intercalatum, 717 nucleotides. Lineage: Eukaryota; Metazoa; Platyhelminthes; Trematoda; Strigeidida; Schistosomatidae. The record is from the annotation of a GenBank genome assembly.